AUGAAUAUUCACAAGUUGUGGGAAUACAAAGAAUACGUUAAUGUAAAUGGUGCUACAUUAAACAGCGAAAUCAUUUCAUUAUUACAGAAUUCUCUAACAGUACUACAGGUCGAAAACCAUUUCACCAUCGUACAAUAUUGGGGACAGAUUUACGCCACGGAUCUAGAUUAUUACAUCGCUGUUGGCCUAACAAAUGACGCUCUGACAGGUAAAAAGUAUUUCUACACCACUGACUUUCAAUUCUGGUCUUUACUUCCUAGGCCGAAAAAGAAAUACAAAGAGCUCUCGUUAAUUACUACGUUUCCUUUUCGCGGAGACCCGUCACUCAAAAUCAAAGUGCUAGAUGAAAGUUUCGAAGAAAACCACCCUGAUCGGUGUCGCUUCAUGAAAGAAGAAAAUCGCUUGGCCGCUACAAUCAGUAAUAUUUGUGAAGAAGUUGAAAUAUGCGCAAGAGGACAACUAAUGAAACGGCCAGAUGGCUCUAUUACGAUAAAUCCAAAUUUCUAUGGCCUUACUGCAACGGAAGCUAAAGAACUAAAAUCCUAUUUACAUAUCAGACCUGCUCAGCACAGAUGGAACACAAAUUUACUAACACGCCCAGACUAUAAUUACAGUAUGGAUUUUCUUGACUCUAUAGAUCAAGAUAUACCUAAAGGGUGCUGGAAUUUAUCAUUAGAAAAAACUGGAAGUGUUGCGUAUUUGAAAAGCUUAUAUUGGCCCGGUAUGUCAUAUUUUCACAAAGUAAAAACGUCUGAUGCAGGAUUUCUUUACAUCGGUAACGGUCGUAAAAAUUUGGAUGUACCGUUUCUUAUUUAA
This is a messenger RNA of Bombyx mandarina (wild silkworm), 816 nucleotides long. RefSeq names its product Radial spoke head protein 9 (gene Rsph9). The record is from RefSeq and is a predicted model, not a curated record. Lineage: Eukaryota; Metazoa; Arthropoda; Insecta; Lepidoptera; Bombycidae. Gene Ontology annotation, biological process: motile cilium assembly; axoneme assembly; cilium movement involved in cell motility. Gene Ontology annotation, cellular component: axoneme.